Molecule: messenger RNA, 913 nt
Organism: Motacilla alba alba
Lineage: Eukaryota; Metazoa; Chordata; Aves; Passeriformes; Motacillidae
Gene: FIGLA
Product: folliculogenesis specific bHLH transcription factor
Exons: 4
Biological process (GO): developmental process; regulation of transcription by RNA polymerase II
Molecular function (GO): RNA polymerase II transcription regulatory region sequence-specific DNA binding; DNA-binding transcription factor activity, RNA polymerase II-specific; protein dimerization activity
Source: RefSeq, a predicted model, not a curated record
GGGCCCUCAGGGGUCCCACAGCCCUCGGGGGUCCCGGGGCCCUCGGGGGUCCCGAAGCCAUCGGAGCCCUCAGGGGUCUCGCAGCCCUCGGGGGUCCCGCAGCCCUCGGGGGUCCCGGGGGUCCCGCAGCCCUUGGAGCCCUCGGGGGUCCCGGAGCCUCCGAGGGUCCCGCGGCCCCCGGGGGUCCUGCAGCCCACGCCGCCCCCCGAGGUGCUGGAGGGGCUCCUGCGGCAGCGCUUCGGGCCCCUGCCCCGGCCGGCCACCAUCGCCCGCCUGCGGCGCGGCCCCGCCGGGGGCUACGAGCCCACCGGGGACCCGGCCGAGGCGCUGGAGCGGCGGCAGGCGGCCAACGCCAAGGAGAGGGAGAGGAUCCGGAACCUCAACAGUGGCUUCUCCCAGCUGCGGACGCUGGUGCCGCUGGUGCCGCGGGACCGCCGGCCCAGCAAGGCGGACACGCUGCGGGCGGCGGCGCAGUACAUCCGGCUGCUGCGGGGCGUGCUGCGGGACUGCCAGGAGCCCGGCGCUGGGCAGGCCUUGGGGGGCGCUGCCGGGGGGCCCCCCCAGCCCGGCCUGGCAGGGCCCCCCCGCGCCCCUGGGGACCCCCCCAGCCUGGGGGAAGGUUUGUCCUGACGCCCCCAAAAGUCCGGGGGGGGCCCGGUGGGGGGGGGUCUUCCCCGAAGACCGAGCUCCACCCCCCCAUUUUUGGGGUCACGCUCCUGCCCUGGAGCCCUGCACCCCAUAAAACCCCCCACCCCAAAAUUAGGGGUGCGGGGGGGGUCUGUCACCCCCAAAACGCAGAGGCUGGGGGGGGGGGCGCAGAGCUAUAAUUAAUUUCUCUAUGAAAUUGUAAUUAGUAAUUAGCUCCCCCCCAGAUGAGGGCUUAUUAACGAUGGUUAAUAAAAACCCAAUUAAU